This is a messenger RNA of Linum tenue, 492 nucleotides long. NCBI's taxonomy places the organism in Eukaryota, Viridiplantae, Streptophyta, Magnoliopsida, Malpighiales, Linaceae. The record is from the annotation of a GenBank genome assembly.
AUGAUUGCGGCGGCGGCACUGCAAUCCGACCAGAUCCAGCAAUUGAAGGACAUCUUCGUGCGGUUCGACAUGGACUCCGACGGCAGCCUCACCCACCUCGAGCUCGCCGCCCUCCUCCGAUCCCUCGGCCUGAAACCCACCGGCGACCAGCUCCACUCCCUCCUCUCCAACAUCGACGCCAACGGCAACGGCUACGUCGAGUUCGACGAGCUCGUCUCCGCCAUCCUCCCGGACAUCAACGAGGAGGUCCUCAUCAACCAGGAGCAGCUCCUCGAGGUCUUCCGGUCCUUCGACCGGGACGGCAACGGCUACAUCACCGCCGCCGAGCUCGCCGGAUCCAUGGCCAAGAUGGGCCACCCGCUUUCCUACAAGGAGCUGUCGGAGAUGAUGUGCCAGGCCGAUACCAAUGGCGAUGGCGUCCUCAGUUUCCAGGAGUUCGCCAACAUCUUGGCUAGAUCAGCCGCUGAUUUUCUCGGCCUCGCCGUCAAGUGA